Molecule: messenger RNA, 216 nt
Organism: Purpureocillium lilacinum
Lineage: Eukaryota; Fungi; Ascomycota; Sordariomycetes; Hypocreales; Ophiocordycipitaceae
Product: glucose-repressible protein
Source: RefSeq, a predicted model, not a curated record
AUGGAGAGCGCUAAGCAGGCCAUCAACUACGUCUCUGAGACCAUCCAGGGCGCCGCCUCUGGUGCCAGCAAGGAGACCAACAAGGAGAUUGCCAAGGACAACAACGUCAACGUCGGCACCCGUCUGUCCGCUGCCAAGGACGCCGUUGGCGACAAGGUCGACCAGACCACCCACGAGAACAAGGCCGAGGCCCACAAGCAGUACGCCAAGGCCUAA